AUGGAGCUGCGGUGGCGCAAUGCCCAGCCUUCAAAACGCGCAACCCGGAACUUGACCACACCCUCCAGUGGUCCGCCUCUUUCCUUUGACGUCAACCGCACACCGCCUGCCGCCUGCUACAUGAUGGAAAUGCGAAUCCAAUCGGACCUGGAACGAGCAUCCGGCAGUACCAACGGCGACCGAGUCGACUUCGACGGUCCAAACGAUACAUAUAAUCCGCAGAAUUGGUCUUUUGCAAAGAAGUCACUUAACACGUUCCUCUACGGACUUACGACGCUCGGCUCGACAUGGGCGAGUGCGGCAUACUCGCCGGCCAACGAGAUUGUUGCGCACGACUUUCAAGUUUCCAACGAGGUUGCCGUGCUAGGAACUAGCGUCCUGCUGCUUGGUUUCGGCUUCGGGCCUCUGGUAUGGGCCCCCCUUUCUGAAGUCUACGGCAGGAAAUGGCCGACCGUCGCACCCUGCUUCAUAUCCGCUCUUUUCUCAUUUGCGACCGGCGCCUCCAAAGAUAUCCAAUCCAUUAUCAUCACCCGCUUCUUUUGCGGCUUCUUCGGCGCUGCACCAAUCACUUGCACAGGUGGCGUCUUCGCAGACAUUUGGGACUCUUCGCAGCGAGGAAAUGCCAUUGUGGGGUACGCAUUGGCUGUCGCCGCUGGCCCCGUACUUGCGCCGAUCGUCGGGGGCGCCAUUGUGGUUUGCGGCGUGUCGUGGAGGUGGACCGAAUACGUGGGUGUCCCUGUUACCGAAAAUGGCAUCAUCACUAACGUUCCCAAGAUCACCGGCAUCAUCCAGCUACUCACCGUCGUCCUCGACGUAAUAUUCGUCGAUGAAUCGUACGCUCCUCGCUUGCUCGUAUCAAAAGCCCGGCGUCUGCGCUUCGAGACUGGGAAUUGGGGACUCCAUGCAGAGUAUGAGGAGCUGAAUAUUACUUUCUCUGGACUUUUGCACAAGUUUGGUGUUCGUCCGUGGCAGAUGCUGUUCACGCCGAUCUGCGGUCUCAUCGCAUUAUACGCCUCCUUCAUAUAUGGCGUCUUCUAUGCCUCUCUCGCAUCAUUUCCGAUCAUCUUUCAACAGGAUCGCGGCUGGAACCCACUAGUCGGAUCCUUGCCGUUCCUUGCUCUCUUGCUCGGCAUUCUGUUAGGGUCUGCACUCAAUGUGUUGAAUCAGGUUGUCUUUUACAACCGACGUCUGGCUUCCCAAGGUGACCACAAGGCCAUCCCAGAGGCACGUCUGCCACCUAUGAUGGUCGGGUCGUUCGUCUUUGCAGGCGGCUUGUUUUUAAUCGGCUGGACAUCGCACCCACGUUUUCAUUGGAUAAUCCCUUGUACGGGCGCAUUCUUUGUUGGCUUUGGCUACUACACGAUAUUUCAAUCCGCGCUAAACUAUCUUGUCGAUACAUUCCAGCGCUGGGGAGCGUCUGCCAUCGCGGCCAAUACUUUUCUUCGGAGUAUUCUGGCGUCCUGCUUCCCAGCCGUUGUCAUUCCACUGUAUGGAAAUUUGGGCACUGGACCGGCAAGCAGUUGUUUCGCCGGGUUUGCAGUCUUGAUGAUUCCCAUCCCCUUUGUGUUUUACCAGUAUGGAGCAUGGCUGCGGACCAGAGGUCGAUGGAGCUCGAAUAUUGGAUGA
This is a messenger RNA of Alternaria burnsii, 1626 nucleotides long. RefSeq lists its product as uncharacterized. Gene Ontology annotation, molecular function: transmembrane transporter activity. The transcript is spliced from 3 exons. NCBI's taxonomy places the organism in Eukaryota, Fungi, Ascomycota, Dothideomycetes, Pleosporales, Pleosporaceae. Gene Ontology annotation, biological process: transmembrane transport. Bases 1 to 1626 code for a protein of 541 amino acids. The record is from RefSeq and is a predicted model, not a curated record.